Molecule: messenger RNA, 869 nt
Organism: Silurus meridionalis
Lineage: Eukaryota; Metazoa; Chordata; Actinopteri; Siluriformes; Siluridae
Exons: 2
Coding region: 31-783 (250 amino acids)
Source: RefSeq, a predicted model, not a curated record
GCUUCGGAUUUCAUUACAAACUACCCCGAGAUGCCUUCUGCCAGAAAUGGAGAAAACUCCUCAACCCCACAGCGUCCACUACACCGUCCUGCGUGUCGAAGAUCCCGUCUGUUUAGGGUGACGGAAAAACGAAACGUGUCACUGACGAGUCGCAACGCAUCGCACGUCUUCCAGGCUUUGAUUGAUAUUCUUCCGGUUGUUUAUCAUUCCUUCCCGUCCAAACCACAAGCAAAUACUACACUUGACGUGAAAGAUGGGCGGUGGAUGACGUUACUACUCACGGAUCUUAGGAUUGGAACGAUCGGUGUGAUCGCGCUACGGACUUAUGACUCGUCAGGGCCGUCCACAUCUGGCCUGUUUGAAGCCUGCAGAGACACAAGCUGUGGCUACACAGGACGAACGUUGAAGGAUAGCGUGAUGGAGAUCCCAGCAGGGCUCAGUGUGUGUCCACUGACUGACCUGUGCUCUCUCUCUAAUGGUCUGAAACCUUGCUCACACACCCUCCUUUCAGCCGCUAUUGAAGUGCUUCGAUUAAUCAUUCUUAAGUGUCUCUUCUGCAGAUUCGGUCUGGACACCGAAGGUCAAAAGAGCUCGUCCAUUUUCUUUCGAGAGACGAGUGGAGACAGUUGCGCCCCUAUUCAGCACGGAGCUUCCUGGUUUGGGUGGAAUCACACACAGUAUAACAAUUUAAUUAAAGAAUCAAAGCAUUGGCAGACCUUCAGUCUGAGAGAAUGUACCGUGGUACCAUCCUGCAAAGGAUCUCCAUCCACUGCUCAACAAUAAUAACAAAAUAACAAAAACUAUAAUAAAUAAUAUCUACAAAAGUGAUACAGAAUAAUAAUAACUAUGUAAUUGUGCAUUAUUAACAA